Hyaloscypha bicolor E is the source of this 3855-nucleotide messenger RNA. Its product is annotated as antiviral helicase. Lineage: Eukaryota; Fungi; Ascomycota; Leotiomycetes; Helotiales; Hyaloscyphaceae. Gene Ontology annotation, molecular function: ATP binding; RNA binding; RNA helicase activity. Gene Ontology annotation, cellular component: Ski complex. Bases 1 to 3855 code for a protein of 1284 amino acids. The transcript has 4 exons. Gene Ontology annotation, biological process: nuclear-transcribed mRNA catabolic process, 3'-5' exonucleolytic nonsense-mediated decay. The record is from RefSeq and is a predicted model, not a curated record.
AUGGCGGACUCUCUAGUCACUACUCUCGAGAAUAUACGGCUGUCUGCCAGUGCAUCGGACAACACAGCAGAUGACUGGAUUGACAACAUCCUCGACUCCCAGCGGCCCCGCAAACGGGUCAAGCAAGACCCGCAAGCUCUCAAGCUCCAGCUAGAAGAGAAAUACCUCACGCCCUCAACCUCCUUCUCCCCAGAAUGGCUGAACAAGCUGCAGCAGAGAUGGGAGGCCCCCACCGACUACACAACACUCUUCAAGAUUGCCCCAACCCAAACCCGAACCAUAACCCGCUUCACGCGCGAAGGCCUCGAGGGGCGCGUGACAGGUUACAAAGAGGUAACGGUCCCCGCGAACAGCGCCACCGCCAAAAACAGCACCUCGUUCCUGCGCAAACCAGCCAACAGAGCGGACUUCGUGCGUGGAGCGGCGGGCUUCUUCCCUUUUGCGCCGGGAGGGUUGGAGGGUGUGGAGGCUGCAGCGGCACUUGAGGAACAGGCUAUAAGAAGUGAGGCAAAGGAGCAGGGUGGGAAGAGCAGGUUGGAGAGGGUGAUAAAUUUUAGUGGAGAGGGGGGGUUACUGGAGGUUCCGCCGGGGUUUGAGAGGGGGUUGGAUUUUGGGAAGAAGAGAAAGGAUGAGAGUGAUGUCAAAGAGGCGGAGGAGCUGGAGAAUGUGCUGGAUGAGGAGCCUGAGGAUGAAUUGACGCAGGAUGGAGCGAAGGAGAAUGGUGCUAAUGGAGCUGACUCGGGAGAUGCCUCAGAGGAAGAUGGGGAGGAUGAUAUUGACUCGUUACUGCCCGUCGAAUUCCCCGCUUUGGAACCUCAUGGAGUACUUGCGUCUUCGAGUGCGAAGAGAGGUGGGAGGGAGUGGGCUCACAUGGUUGACGUUAAGAGGGAUAUCACGAAUUUCAGGGAAUUAGUUCCGGAUAUGGCGAGAGAGUGGCCUUUCGAGCUGGACACAUUUCAGAAAGAAGCAGUCUAUCAUCUUGAGAAUGGCGACUCGGUCUUCGUUGCAGCACACACUUCGGCUGGAAAGACGGUCGUGGCUGAAUAUGCAAUUGCUCUAGCAGCCAAGCAUAUGACGAAGGCCAUAUACACUUCACCGAUCAAGGCAUUGAGCAAUCAGAAGUUCCGGGACUUCAGACAAGUCUUCGACGAAGUUGGUAUUCUCACUGGUGAUGUACAGAUCAACCCAGAAGCAAGCUGUCUGAUUAUGACAACGGAAAUUCUUCGAAGUAUGCUUUACAGAGGAGCAGAUCUUAUUCGGGACGUAGAAUUCGUCAUAUUCGACGAAGUUCAUUACGUUAAUGAUCUGGAGCGGGGAGUGGUCUGGGAAGAGGUGAUCAUCAUGUUACCAGAGCAUGUUACUUUAAUUCUCCUCUCUGCCACAGUCCCCAAUACCUACGAGUUUGCUUCCUGGGUUGGACGAACGAAGAGGAAAGAUAUCUAUGUUAUAUCAACACCGAAACGACCUGUGCCCUUGGAGCAUUAUUUGUGGGCGGACAAGGGAAUUCACAAGAUUGUGGAUUCGGAAAAGAGGUUUAUCGAAAAAGGCUGGAAGGAUGCAAAUGACAUACUCUCUGGCCGGGAUAAGCAAAAGACACUGCCAGCGCCAGAGGCCAAUGCUCGCGGAGGUGGCAAUGCUAGAGGUGGAAGAGGUAACAACCAACGUGGCGGAAACCAAAGGGGAGGCGGUCAACAACGAGGUGGGGCACAACAGCGAGGGCGCGGAGGACCUCCCAGAGCCAGCCAUAAUCCUGGCCAUAUGGGGAGGGGAGGUAGACCGGGUGGUCGAACUUCUGCAGCUCAGGACAAGACUCUCUGGGUCCAUCUCGUGCAGUAUCUCAAGAAGGAGAGUUUACUUCCUGCUUGUAUCUUCGUCUUCUCCAAGAAGCGGUGCGAGGAGAAUGCAGAUGCACUCAGCAACCAGGACUUCUGCACCGCCACGGAGAAGAGUGCAAUCCACAUGAUCAUCGAAAAGUCGAUUGCAAGACUGAAGCCAGAAGAUCGCGUACUUCCGCAGAUUGUACGCCUCCGAGAUCUUCUUGGCCGAGGUAUUGCCGUUCAUCACGGCGGCCUGCUUCCAAUUGUGAAGGAAGUUGUCGAGAUGCUCUUCGCCCAAACAUUGGUGAAGGUCCUCUUUGCAACGGAGACUUUUGCUAUGGGCCUGAACUUACCAACUCGAACCGUUGUCUUCUCCGGAUAUCGAAAGCACGACGGUCAUUCAUUCCGAAAUCUGUUGCCAGGAGAAUACACCCAGAUGGCUGGUAGAGCUGGUCGUCGUGGUUUAGAUACAGUUGGAUCAGUCAUUAUCGUUGCUCCAGGCGGCGGUGAGGCACCCCCUGUGACUGAACUGCGGCAGAUGAUUCUCGGAGACCCCUCCAAGCUGCGCUCGCAGUUCAGAUUGACGUACAACAUGAUUCUCAACCUUCUCCGCGUAGAGGCACUCAAGAUCGAAGAGAUGAUCAAACGAAGUUUCAGUGAGCAUGCUACCCAGCAACUGCUACCAGAACACGAAAAAGCUGUCAAGGUUUCCGAAGCAGAUUUGGCCAAAAUCAAACGUGAGGCCUGUGACACCUGCGAUAACGACCUCGAUGCAUGCCACCAGGCAGCACAGAACUACAAGCAAUUGACUCUGGAUCUCCAUCUCGGACUACUGGCCACCCCUGUCGGACGACGCAUGUUCUCACCCAAACGACUAGUCGUCUACACAAGAGACGGUAUCCGGACUCCUGGUAUACUUCUCCGAGAAGGUGCCACCAGCGGGCCUGCUCCUACUGUCCACGUAUUGGAGAUCAAAACUCGCAGAGACCAAAGAGAUUCUACCGACCUGCUCCCGUACUUGCCGAAGUUCAGAGGCUUGUUUACGCGCCUACCUCUUCAACAUAAGAAAUCGAUCGUCACGAAGGCACUCCACAUACCAGUAUCCGACAUAGUAUGCGUUACACAAACUGUCUUCAAAGGGGUAAUUCCUGAAAUAUUCACUGGAGGGGAAGAGCAUCAGAAGGCUCGAGAUCAACUAUGGAAGGUUUGCCAGUCAUGGACAUCAGACGAAUGGAAUGAAAUGGAUAUGUCUCGGGUCAAGGAUCUUCAGCUAAGAGAUCUUAUCGCUGGGCGCCUGGAAGAGAUGAAAACGGCACAGAAAGUCGAGUGCUUGAAGUGCCCACAGUUCGUUAAACAUUUCGCCAUGUGUCAUGAUCAAUGGCUUAUCAAAGAAAACAUCUCUCAACUCCGCCAACUCAUGUCCGACCAAAACCUCCAACUCCUCCCCGACUACGAGCAACGCCUCCAAGUCCUCCAAGACCUCGACUUCAUCGACGACAGCUCCCGCGUGCAACUGAAAGGGAAAGUAGCCUGCGAGAUCCACUCGGCCGACGAGCUCGUCCUCACUGAGCUCGUCCUCGACAACGUCCUCGCAGCCUACGACCCUGCCGAAAUCGUGGCCCUCCUCUCCGCCUUCGUCUUCCAAGAAAAGACAGACAUGGUACCCAACCUCACCGGGAAUCUCGAAAAAGGGAUGAAAGCCAUCAUCGAGAUCUCCGAGAAGGUAAACGAGCGCCAGACCUACCACCAAGUGAUCCUCUCCUCGGACGAUUCCAACGACUUUGUCUCCCGUCCGCGGUUCGGACUCAUGGAAGUCGUCUAUGAAUGGGCGCGCGGAAUGAGCUUCAAGAACAUCACGGACUUGACGGACGUCCUUGAGGGCACGAUUGUUAGAGUAAUUACGAGGCUAGAUGAGACGUGUCGAGAAGUCAAGAAUGCGGCGAGGAUUAUUGGGGAUCCGGAGCUGUUUACGAAGAUGCAGACGUGUCAGGAGAUGAUUAAGAGGGAUAUUACUGCUGUUGCGAGUUUGUAUAUGUAG